CACAAGCAGCCUGUCUGGAUGCACAACAUGCAACUCCUCUGGAAUAUCUCAUGAAAAUAUGCAAUUAAAUAUGAAUGAUUCCUCUUAAGGCUGAGGAGAAGAGAAAGCUGUGACACAUUGGGUUUGUGAGGAGUGUCGCUGGUGCGUGAUGACGGUCACUUACACCGCCAGAGUGGCCAACGCACACUUCUGCGGUUUCUCCAAACUGCUGCUGGCCUGGAAAGGAAGCAUCUAUAAAGUUCUGUACAAAGAGUUUCUGGCUUUCUUCGCCAUGUACACAGCAAUCAGCAUCACAUACAGAUUCUUCCUUCUAGACAAUCAGAAGAGAUACUUUGAAAAGCUUUCCAUAUACUGCAACCAAUACGCCAGUCUUAUCCCAAUGUCUUUCGUAUUAGGGUUUUACGUGACAUUAAUAGUGAACCGCUGGUGGAAUCAGUACACGUCCAUCCCGCUGCCAGAUCGCAUCAUGUGCACACUCUCCGGGGGCCUGCAGGGCGGCGAUGAGCGCGGCAGGUUGCUGCGACGAACACUGAUGCGCUACACAAGUCUGUCCGCGAUCCUGAUCCUGCGCUCCGUCAGCACAGCCGUGUUCAAGAGAUUCCCGACAAUGGAUCACGUUGUUGAAGCAGGUUUUAUGGCAAGAGAAGAGCGUAAGAAGUUUGAGGGUUUGCACUCACCCUAUAAUAAGUAUUGGAUCCCGUGUGUGUGGUUCACUAACCUGGUGGCAGUCGCCCGCUGUGAGGGCAGAAUUAAAGAUGACAAUACUUAUAAACUCCUACUGGAGGAGCUGAACAAUUUCAGAGGGAAAUGUAGCAUGCUUUUCCACUAUGACAUGAUCAGUGUGCCACUGGUCUAUACACAGGUGGUGACUCUGGCAGUGUACAGUUUCUUCUUGGUGUGUUUAAUUGGUCGUCAGUUUCUGGACCCUAGUCAGGGUUAUCCGGGUCACGACCUUGACCUUUAUGUCCCCAUCUUUACCCUUCUGCAGUUCUUUUUCUAUGCUGGCUGGUUGAAGGUCGCAGAGCAGCUCAUAAAUCCUUUUGGAGAGGAUGACGAUGACUUUGAGACCAACUGGCUGAUAGAUAGAAACUUCCAGGUUUCUAUGAUGGCAGUGGAUGAGAUGUAUGGAGAUUUGCCCACGAUGGAGAGGGAUCGUUACUGGAAUGACUCGAAUCCUCGUCCACCGUACACAGCCGCUACGCUUUUCGUGCUGCGUAAACCCUCUUUCCAGGGCUCCACCUUCGAUAUGGCAAUUCCUAAAGAGGAGAUGCAUUUCCAGCCUCUGGAGGAGAUCGCAGAGAACCUGGAAGAAUCCGGGACACGGUAUCACAACCUCGCUCUCUUCAACCGGCUCCUCAGCUCCGCCCCGUCUCCCACGGCCUUCAUGGGCGAAGCCUUGCGCCGCACCUCCACCCAGCUACGUCAGUUGACACGUUCCGUCAGCCCUGACCCCUUCUUGUCAGACGGAGAGGGAGAGGGCAGCAUGGGGAGGAGCGUAGGAAUGGCUGGUUCGAUGCCAUCUGGCCUCGGGCUGGACACCACCCAGAGCACCAUCUGCAGCUGUGGAGGACUCAUCAGUACCCGCCCUCCGCUGCCGGCCGUGGAGCUCAACAAGCAAGGAGAGAGGGAUGGAAGAGUGGAAGAGGAAAGAGGGCAGAAUGCCCGCCAGAGUCCUUUUGCCCUGGGAUGUUUGAAGUCUCAUCUCUCCGUUUCAAGUGUCACCAACCGCUCUGUACCGGACUUCUUCUCAUUUCAGCAUAUUAAUGACCAGGCAAAGGUCAUGACCCCAAAACUGGCCAAAAGCAAGGCAGAACAUGGCGCGUCUUUACUGAGUGUCCCAUCUCUUGAGGUCUCACCAUUCCCAUAUAAUACAGAAAGAGAUCGGAUGUUGGCAGAUUCAAAAUGUCUGUCAUCCAAUGGCCAAACUCAAUGUCAGUGUGGAAGCAUUGGAUCUGAGGUCAUAGGGUCAGGUAGCAAGGUUGACUAAAUCAAACUUCCACCUUGACAUUCAUAGAGCAAAAAAUUUGAGCAACACGAUCAUUGACAUAUAUCUGAAUUAUUCUAUAAAGAUAUAAUAUUGACAAUAUUCAAAAACCUUUACAAAACUAUUGCAAUUCAAAAUUUUAAAAAGCCAGAUCAUUUGGAGCUUUUCAGUGAUGCUUUUUAGAUACAGUGUAUAAUCUUAUGCAAAUGUAUGCCAGGAGAAUAUUUAGCAGAGAUGGGUCACUUCUAUUAUAAUAAAUGGGAGAAAUUGAAAGCCCAACAAUUUGGAAUGCCCAAUUCCCAUCCAUCCAUCCAUCUUCAACCGCUUAUCCGAAGUCGGGUCACGGGGGCAGCUGCUCCAGCAGGGGGCCCCAAACUUCCCUAUCCCGAGCCACAUUUCCCAACUCUGACUGGGGGACCCCGAGGCGUUCCCAGGCCAGUGUGGAGAUGUAGUCUCUCCACCUAAUCCUGGGUCUUCCCUGAGGCCUCCUUCCUCCUCCGCCCAAUUCCCAAUGCACUGUAAAUCCUCAUGGUGGCAUAGUGACUCACCUCAAUCCGGGUGGUGGAGGAUGAAUCACAUGGCUUGUUGAGCACGUUACCGUGGAGACAUAGUGCGUGUGGAGGCUUCACACUAUUCUCUGCAGCAUCCAUGCACAACUUGCCACAUGCCCCAUCGAGAGCAAGAACCACAUUAUAGUGACCACGAGGAGGUUACCCCAUGUGACUCUACCCUCCCUAGCAACCGGGACAAUUUGGUUGCUUAGGAGACCUGGCUGGAGCCACUCAGCACGCCCUGGAUUCAAACUCACGACUCCAGGUGUGGUAGUCAGCGUCAAUACUCGCUGAGCUACCCAGGCCCCCUACAAACUGGGAAAAUGUUUUUUUUUUUGUGUAAUCUGAGGAAAAGAAUCACAAUUUAUAAUUCUAGUUUUGUCCGAUUAUAUUGCUGAUUUGAAAUAUAUUCUGUGAUCGUAAUCUUGAGCAACUUUUUUGGAGAUUUCGGUCUUUCUCCAUUCAAGUAGAUAGGAGAUGCACUGUCAUGACAGGAAAUAACCUCCCGGGAGCAUCCCAAAGAUGGCCGACAGUGGACUGAUCGCUGGAAAGACUUUGAUGUAUACAAAAUAAUCAUUGUGACGAAAACGUUCAUCAGCACUGACAUUGAUCUCUAGUUUAGAAAUGAGAAGUGCAUGUAUAGAUGAACAGAUGUAACUGAUAGUUUUCAUUCAUUUGAAUACAUUAAAUAGAUUCAAAUCAUUUGAAAGUAGAGAAUAUGACACAGGCAAUGUUCUGAUGAUAUGGACAGUAUCUACAGUAGUUCGGCCCUAAUUUCAACCCCAAACUGUCCCAUCAAAAUAUCUGGCUAAAAUGAUCCACACGAGGGCAGUAUUGCAAUACUCAAAGGCUUUUGGAUGAUUUUUAAACAAUAGCAAAGAAACUAUUCAGCUAGGGAUAAAAAUAUGAGGUUUUUUUAUAUUCUUCCAAGUUUAUAGUUUA
This is a messenger RNA of Xyrauchen texanus (razorback sucker), 3477 nucleotides long. RefSeq names its product bestrophin-2-like. Lineage: Eukaryota; Metazoa; Chordata; Actinopteri; Cypriniformes; Catostomidae. Gene Ontology annotation, molecular function: chloride channel activity. The coding region runs from base 149 to 1987 and encodes 612 amino acids. The record is from RefSeq and is a predicted model, not a curated record. The transcript has 11 exons.